AUGCAGUCUGUAGCCCGCAGCUGGAGACUCAAUGCUAUUACUACCCAGUCUUCCCUGUGCCUUGUUUGCGGAAUUCUAGUUCCCUCCAAGAAGUCUACCUCGACGGCCUCCCCUGCCCGCCGCCUGGUCGACGAAGAUGAGCAGCGACAAUACAACGGCAACGAACAUCGUCGAUGCGAGGGCCCCACUUCCGCGCAUCAAAAGAGGCUUUCCCUUCAACCCGGAAAAAUAUCAGUUCAAGUUUACGCAGAAGAAACGUUGUGGGAUACAGGACCCGAGUCGGUUAAUGCUAACGAGCUGCCCGGAGCACUUGACGCGAUGGAUCCACCCAGGAUAUCGACACCUGGUCCCCUGGUCUCACCGUUUCCGCGGGAUCGUCGUGAAACGCAGCAUUGCGGCCAAGAUCAAGAAGAGGACCGUCUACUACUUCCCGUUUCCGCGUGUAUUCCCCUACUUUGCGAUAUUUGCCAAAUGACGACGCCAGAACUUGAGUUUGCCCUCGUCCAUCCAUGUAACAAAAAAAUAAUGACGCUGGGUGUGCGGAGUAAAGCAAAGGACAAGUUGGCUGUAAUGGAACGGCUUCCAAACCCGCAGCAUUAUCGUCUUUUUACGUACACCUGCGACGAAGAUCUUGAUCCUAUCCUGCAAAGGCCUGAAGAUGAAAGUGGCAUACGGAGGCUGAGUGAUACUUGCAUCGAUCGGCUUUCCGAGGGGACAGGGAUCGACAUAGAUUCUUUGGAGUCAAGCACGAAGGCGAGCGCGUUCGGUGAUGAAUUUGAGAUCGACGAGCGAUGCAUGUGCGCGACGUGUGGGCUGGAAUGGGCAAAUUCAAGCGAAUACUUCGAACACUUGGCUGUCGAGCCGGAUUGCUUAGAAGAACGACGGCAGCCUGUGCCCCUCGGAAAUACCACCGAAAAAGAUAGUACUCCUGUGCCCGCA
Mesorhabditis spiculigera is the source of this 939-nucleotide messenger RNA. NCBI's taxonomy places the organism in Eukaryota, Metazoa, Nematoda, Chromadorea, Rhabditida, Rhabditidae. The record is from the annotation of a GenBank genome assembly.